GAGUGCUAUCUGUGGUAUUAUUUACCCAUUGUUUACCUUUCCUGACCACGUGAAAAUAGUAGUAGGUAUAUAAGAUUUUUGCACAAGAACUAGCUAGAACUGUUAUUUCAGACCAGUACAAUAUAAGUCAAGAAUUUUUAAUGGAUACAACAUUUUUAUGAAAUUUUUAUGGCACAUAAAUUCUUCCAGUUGGUGUCACAGGAUUUACUGUACAUAACACAUCUGUGAGAGGAAUCCAUAAUACAUCUGGUUUCCCUGGAUAAGAAAAGGAUGGUGAUGGUCCAGCAGCUGAGACUGGUAGGUGUCAGCUGACCACCACACUUUCAGCGAUAAUUGACCAUGGAGGAAGUCAAAGCCAACCUCUCUGACACGGUGAAGCGCCGACUUAGGAGGAUUAGGCGUGCCCAACUGCCCACCGAGGAGCGUGUGUCCGAGCCACUUGGGCCGGGGCUGUCCAAGACUCAGAAGAGGAAGUUGCGCUGUGAGAGGAAGAUGGCUCAGCUCACAGAGAAGCAGGGAGACAUGAAGACCUUCAUAAGUAACCAGAAUGGCAACCAGCACAUGUGGUUUGGUGAGGAUGAGGUGCCAGAGGAGAAGAAAACCAACAAGGUAGCUUCCAGACUGCAGAGCGGGCCAGUGAAGGAACAAGUAGUUGACAAGGAAGUGGUGGAUAAUACUUUCGUUUCUGGGCUUGCCAGUGAUGACAGUAGUGCAGUUAUUGAGCGCAGUACUGAGAAGAGUAAAGUAAAGAGCAUUGGGAAAGUAACCACCAAGAAGACAUCACGUUAUGUCUUAUUUGUUGGCAAUUUGCCUUACGAGUUAACAAAUGAAGCGUUGGCAGCGCACUUCAGUAAAACAGGCCUCCCACCUCGGGACGUCCGCCUCUCGAUGCAAGAUAACAACACGACUGUGAACAAGGGCUUUGCUCACGUGGAGUUCAAUACUGAGGAAGGCUACUUGAAUGGUUUAAAGCUUCAUCAUUCAUUUUUGGAUGGACGCAGGAUAAACGUUGAAUACACUACAAUUAUUAAAGGAAAAAAAGCUAAAUCAAAAAACUUUGUUAAGAAAAAGGACCUGAAGUUAAAAGCACUUUAUAGCAAAAAGAAGAAAAUAAACAGCUGAACACGUGAACAAUGUGUUUUAUGUCCUAUCUGUAAGAUACAUAAAUUUAAAACAUAAAACAUUUUGGUUUUAAUGGUUUGGUAGUAGGACUGUGCGAAUAUCAGCUUUUUUGGUUUGAAUCAAAUACGAAUAUCAGCUUUUUGGUUUGAAUUGAAUAUGAAUAUCAAAUUAUUCUCGAAUAUGAAUAUUGAAUUUGAAUAGUAAGAAUAAGAAUUAGAAUCCCACUAAAGAUUUUUUAGCAUCAUGUAACAACUUUGGAAAAUUAGACAAUUAUUACUGAAGUGAAAGGUUGGCUAAGUUAAGUCAGCUACAAUAAUUAUAUGGAAAAUGUUUAUUAAAAUAUUUAAACUAUGAAUUAACAUAUUUUAAUUGUGCAGUUAACCUAACCUAACUUAUCCUAAACAACAAACCUUUCAUUUCAGUUUCUGAUACUCUACCUAAAUUAUGAUCCAGAAAAUUUUCGCGAACCGCAAAAUACCGUGAAAUCCAUUGCAAUCUAUUUUACAAUUUUUUUUUAAAAUCCUGUAUAUUCAAAUUAGUGAUUGAAUGCGCAUAUAUUUACUUAAUUAAACCCUAGUUAUUUAUGAUUUUUCGUGGUUAGCAGCAACCAGCUAAAUUGUAUCAGUAAUAUUAUAAACACAAUUUUCGCUAAGUUCAUCUUGCAUCUUAAACCAUUACUUAACGUUUUUAUGUACGUUUGAGCAGUGUUGCCAAUGCAGUUGUUAAUUUUUACCCUUAUGUGAAAGCCGAAAUACCUGCUUUAACCCGCAAUUUAAAAAAAGUAGUAGUAUAGUUUUACGCCAGGCAAAAUGGAAACAAAGUAGCAGUGAAACUAAAUUUUUGUGGUUUUUUAUUGCUUAAUGCAAAUAAAAGGAUAGCAAAUUUACUGUACACACUAUUGAGGAUAAGAUGUACCGAUUUUGACAGUUCUUGAACUGACAUUUCUGCUUUGACAACUGAAUAUACGUUUAAAAUAAACAAAACAAAGAAUUCUACAUGUAGCAUUAGCCUAGGCAACCAUGUGAAAUUGUUUUGUUUGUUUUAUGAGAACUGAAAGCUGUCAACGUCAAAAUGGUAGUUUAAGUAGCUUGAGGUAACGUAGUUCAAUCAUAGGUAUUUUUGUAUAAAUGAUUACCAGCUGUGCUAAAAAGUAACUGAUAAAUUUUCAAGCUAUGCAUAUUGAACAAGGUUAGAUCUGCAACACAUAUUUCUAAUUUCAGAAGUGUUAUUUUUUGUAGUACAAAAAUACCUUCAUUUUACCCAAAACCAGAGAAUAUUUGCAGUUUUCUCCACAGUAGUUAAUAAUACUCAAAAUUCGGGGAAUUGCUCACAAAUUGGCAACACUGCUUUUGAGUCACAUCUGUUUUGUCAUAGAUAUAUGCAGCAAGUAAGGUGCUUCUGUAUCACAAGGUGUUAGAUCGAUUGUGUCUCUUGAUUUAUACGCCAUUGAAACUAUGAAAAUUACUUCUUUAAUGCCCAUCUCAAUGGAAUGUCCGUUUUGUGGUGUCGUAGUCCAUGGUUGUUAACUUUUUUUUAAUUAUUUCCCACUUCUGGUGCAUGUGAUGAAUAGAGUACAAAUAAUAAUUUGUUUUCUUUCAAGUUUGAAAUGACAAAUAUGCCGUGUUUAGAAUUGUGUACUUGAUUUAUUCUGUUACUGUUUAAUGUGACAGUAGCAAAAAAAUUUUUUUUAAUACUUCUUGCAUGUUUAAAACUUAGCUUAUUGUUUAUUUUUUUGAUUAUGAAGUCCCAUCAAACAUCAAAAAAGGGUAUUUAUAUUGCAUAAAUGACUUCAUCUCACUGAAUGUUCGUAUAUGACAAACUCAUGAGGUAUACUAUGUCAAGUAUUCGUAAGCAAACAAAUAUUUGUUAUUUCAAAGUGUUAGUAUUCGUGGUCAAAUAGAAUAUGAAUACUUUAUUAUUCGUAUUUGUAUCUGAAAUUCUGAUAUUCGCACAGGCCUAAUGAGUAGCCAUAACAGUUUUUAAUAAUUUAUUUUCUAAUUUUGACUUACUUAAAGCAUAAUAUGUAAUUUGAUGGAUUGCCUCAAGUGAAUAGUGACUCGUUGCUACUAAUACUUUCCCGUGUAGUUAAAGCAUAAUAUGUAAUUUGAUGGAUUGCCUCAAGUGAAUAGUGACUUGUUGCUACUAAUACUUUUCCGUGUAAGGUUAUUGGCAUUUAGUAUUGAAUUUAUUUUUGGGAAUGACUAUUAUAACUUGCCUAACAGAUGCAAAUUUUUUCAUAUUAUACUAUAAAUAAUUUUUUGCAGUGAACAAAAUCUCUGAAAGUUUUGGAGCCAGUCUUACUGUCUUACGCUUAUUUUGUACAUUUAUCACACCUCGUGCUGCGGACAAGUAAACAACAGUUCAAUGCCAGUGUAGAGCCAUGCCCGCCAUGCUCGUUUGUUUUAGGUUGCACUGCUGUCUAGUUAAAAUUUGCAAUGUUGCCAAGCGUUUGGGGCAAACAGGUGCUGCUGUCGCAAUGUGUGAGUGCCACUGGAGAUACUGACGACCAAUCUAUACAAAGUACGUACUUUAUUAAUCUAUGAGCUGCUGCACGCCACAGAUGAAAUGUACGUGCACUUGUUUGAUUACCAUUGUAGUAGAUGAUUUGUAUAUGAUAUGACAUGAUCAUAAUAUCAUCCCUUUAGAUUUAAUGUGGAUAAGUGAGCAAAGACUUAUUGUGAUUAAACAUGAUAAAUAUAUGGGUGCCUUGAAAAAAAAUAGUAUCAAUGUUCAGUUAGAGGUAAUCAAUAAUGGCUGAUGGCCGUUAAUAUCAUUUAUAGAUUGACAGCACCAUGGACACUACUACUUAUAUUGUUAAUAAAAUUAUUAACUUAGGUACUGUACAAACACAGCUUGUUAAAAUUGAACAGGAUUCAAUUGUUAAUUGAAUUUGGAAGAUUGAUCUAAAAUGAUUACAACUGCCAAAACAAUAUGUAACAGUGAGUUUAAGACUAUGAUCUCAUGAGUCAGUGGCAAUCUUAAUGCAACCCAGCCAUGUACCCUUGUGUGAGAGUACCUGAUACCAGUUCUGUAGGUUUAGUGAAUAAAAAAAAUAUAAAUGUUAA
Bacillus rossius redtenbacheri is the source of this 4187-nucleotide messenger RNA. RefSeq lists its product as uncharacterized. Gene Ontology annotation, biological process: ribosomal small subunit biogenesis. The transcript has 5 exons. The coding region runs from base 340 to 1122 and encodes 260 amino acids. Gene Ontology annotation, molecular function: rRNA binding. Gene Ontology annotation, cellular component: nucleolus. The record is from RefSeq and is a predicted model, not a curated record. NCBI's taxonomy places the organism in Eukaryota, Metazoa, Arthropoda, Insecta, Phasmatodea, Bacillidae.